Messenger RNA from Aphis gossypii (cotton aphid), 5185 nucleotides. It is a transcript of the gene Remo, whose product is annotated as adhesion G protein-coupled receptor A3. Gene Ontology annotation, biological process: G protein-coupled receptor signaling pathway; cell surface receptor signaling pathway. The record is from RefSeq and is a predicted model, not a curated record. Gene Ontology annotation, cellular component: plasma membrane. The transcript has 16 exons. NCBI's taxonomy places the organism in Eukaryota, Metazoa, Arthropoda, Insecta, Hemiptera, Aphididae. Bases 621 to 4532 code for a protein of 1303 amino acids. Gene Ontology annotation, molecular function: G protein-coupled receptor activity; protein binding.
UAGACGUCUGGUUGACAACGACACUUGACAGUCGAGUAGUCGACUGAGUGACGGUCCGGACAGUGGCUGCCCGCCGGUCGGUCUAUAGAAAUAUUUAAAGAUAAUAAAGGUCGGUCCACGACUAUAAAGAACAGGUUACACAUCGGAAGCACGAUUUAAGAUAUCUUAAAUCGUGGUCGGAAGGAAUAUUUUCUUUAUAAUCGUGGGUCGGUCGGAUGCAUAGAUAAUAAAGAUCUUUAUUAUCUAUGGUCGGAUAGCACAUUUUGAGGUUAUGUGUUCGUUUGUUUGGAAAGGGAAGAAAAUAAAUAUAUAAAUAAUAACAAUAUUACUUAACAGUUAACAUCUUAAACGAAGAACGAAAACAAAAAAAUUGUAAACAAACCGAAAAUGCGUGAAGUUGUUCGUAUUUUGCCGUAACAAAUACGAAGACAAAGAGUGUUUAGUGAACCUUUGCGAUCUAUUCUGAGCUAGUUUAUUAGUUGAUGAUUUUGUACUGAUAUAAUUUUAACGCGAUGAAGGCGUCCGAUGAAGACGAAGAGGAGGUGUUUUUGCGAACCGUUUUUUGUGUAGACGGUGGACCGAGGUUGUAUUAGGAGGAUUUUUGAUCGCCAAUUGUCGUAAUGUAUGCUAGUUCAUGGUUGUGGGCACUGUGGUUGCUGUUGGUCGGUGUGGUUGCAGCUCAAAAGUCUGCUGAUGCGGUGACGGCGACGUCUGUGGAUGUUGCAGCAUGUCCGGAACGGUGCGUCUGUCCGAAAAGACGUGUUGGCGACAAGUUCAGCAAAGUUAAAUGUGGCGGGCUUGACAAGCCUGUCAUGUAUCUCAGUGAGAUACCACUGGUUCAGCUGUCUAACUUUACUGGAGUCACAUUCUUGGAUCUGUCCAGUAAUGUGAUUGCUGCUCUGCCCACAAACGCCAUACCUAUUCAAACUUUACAAAAGCUAGAUCUGACUAAAAAUCUAAUUUCAAUUAUUCAAGAUGGAGCAUUUCGCGGAACGCCAAAUCUUAAAAUAUUGACAUUGACUGACAACAAACUCAGAAAUAUAUCUCAAGGCAUGUUUGAAGGGCUCUUCUCAUUGGAACAAUUAAAAAUAAACAAAAAUAUGAUUGCUCAAAUACCAGGAAAUACAUUCACAUUUUUGGUUCAUCUCAUUAGAUUAGAUAUCUCAGAUAACCCAUUAGUUUGCGAUUGUGAAAUUUCUGGUUUUCUUGAGUGGGUCAAAAAAAAAGUAAAAUUAGGACCAAAAUCUGAAUGCCAUGAACCAACUUCCUUGAAAGACACAUCUAUUAAAAAUCUACGUCUUGAUAUGUUGAACUGUGUGCGCCCAAAAUCAAAUACACCACCAGCAAUUGAAAUUAUACCUAACUCAAAUCUUAUUCUUUUCGAAGGAGAUUCAAUAGAGCUAUUAUGUCGUGCUAUUGGUACAGAUGCUCUAGAAGGUAUUAUUUUGGCUUGGAACACAAAUUCACUUAAUACUAAUGCAUCAAUAAUUGUUACUGAUGGAAAUUUUGAAAACACUGGUUUGAUACAAAGUAAUUUGUCAAUAGCUAAGCUUAAUACAAAUCAUACUGGAAAAUAUGAGUGUAAAUUGAACUCAUCCAGUGGAACUCGAAUUCAAUCAAUUUCAUUGACUAUUAUUUCAAAUAAAACUAAAUUCUGUGGAGUUGAAGAGAGUAAAGACAAUAAAGGAACAUAUUAUUGGACUCGUACUGUCUCGGAUGUAAUAACUGUUAAACAAUGUCAAGCAAAUGAAGAAGUUGAACCUUUGGCUAGAGGCACAGUCAGUAGACAUUGUAAUUUAAACGGUAUAUGGGAAGUACCUGAUACUCUAGAUUGUCCUUAUACAAGUCCAACCACUCGUAUUUUUUACACACAAUCAAAGACAAAUGUUACUCAUAAAGAUAGCUCAGAAACAGCUAGGCAAUUAUUUAAUUACACAAGAGAUCAUUUUAAUGAAAUUAAAGAUAAUCUUGAUAUUAGUUUUAUUGCAGAUAUUGUAGAUGACUAUUUGGAUGUAAUACGCAAUGAAAAAUCGUUAGCCCCAAUUGUAGUAGAUUUAAUAAGUUUGAUGGCUGAGCUACCCAGAGAAUUAUUAUUAGCUGCUCAAAAAAAUGAUAAAUCCACCUCCAGACUUGUGAAUGCUUUAGAAACUUCUUUAGAAUUUGCUUCACCAUUAAAUUCUCGAUGGACAUCAGCUAUAGCAAUGGAACAAUUUAUUAUUUCAAAGGAAAAUUUCAAUGGUCUAAUAUGUAUUUGGGGUCGAGAUCAAGAUUCUCCUACUACAAUGAAUUCAUUGAUGUGCCAUGUUUAUAACAAUGAUAGUCUUUUUCAAAAUAAAAUUAUUGAGGCGUCAAUUAAAGUACCACAUUCAUUGUUUAUGAGUGACUCAAAAAAGGAUUUGCUUAGUAAUGAAAUAAAAUUAGUAUUCAUAGUGUAUGAAGAUGGGAAAAUGUUUCCUGAGCCAAUGAUAACAGCUGAAGACAAUGUUACUUUACUGCCUACAGAAAUUAAAUCCUGCAUAUUAGUAACAAAACUAGUUGGUGUUGAAAUGGAUGUUGUACCAGAACCACUAAUCUUAACAUUACGUCAACCUGAAAAUUAUGAUCAUUAUUUAACUAUGAGACCUAGCCCAUCGUGGUGGAAUCCUUUAUCGGGUUUGUGGGAUAUAAAUCCAAACACCAGUUGUCAGCUGUCACGCAUUACUGGUGGCAUGUUGGAGUACACAUGUAAUAGAUUUGGUUAUUUUGCAUUGACCAUGAGUCCAACAUUGGUACAUAAUAUUCUUCCUCCUCCAAAAAAUAUUACUGCUAAAAAAAAAACUAAAUUAUUUGCACAUACAUCAAUUUAUAUCGGCACUUUUGCGGGAAGUACAUUUCUUUUAUUUUCAGUCACUCUCUACAUAGUACUCAAUAGCAACAUACAAAUGGCUAAAAAAUUGAAACACUCUCUUCCCAAUACUUGGUUUGCAAUGGCUAUGUUUUAUUUAAUCUAUUGUAAUGGUAUUCAUCGCAUUGAAAAUCCUAGAACUUGCCAAAUAAUAGGAUUGCUGAUUCAAUUUUUCAGUUUAGCUCCAUUGUUUUGGAUGACAGUGACUAUUAAAGUUUUGUGUAAACGUGUACAUAAGCCAUUCCUUCCAGCUGGCACACCAUCUGACGAUGGUGGUGGUAUGAAUAUUCCACAUGAAGAUGUUAUGGUUAAAAAGCCAUUACUGGGUAUCUACAUGGUUGGCUGGGGCAUACCAAUGUUAUUGUGUGGAAUGUCAAGUGCUGUCAAUUUGCCUGGUUAUGGAGGUCACGAAGGAGAUUAUUGUUUCUUAAAACCGGGUCCUGCUUUUGGUUUUAUUCUUAGUGUAGCUUUAGUGGUUAUUAUCGGUAUCUUCUUUCUCAGUUUAAUUAUUUCCUGUGUUGCCAACGAUCUCGACUCCAACGUACAACUUUCAGAAGGUACACAAGCCACUGACUUGGAACUAUUAGAUCAGACAAAUAGCAUGGUAGAACACAACAGUUGUCGCAGUCUCACAACUCCAUCAAGCAAAGUAGAAGAUCCUGAACAGUCUCCGGUUGUCCAACUGCGAUUUUUUAAUGGAACUCUAUUAGGAUAUUUGUUGACAGUUGCAAUGACUUAUUUUAAUGUAGCAGUCAUGCACAGUCCAACAAUACAACUAUGGUUGGGUGUAUGGUUUGCUUGUUUCAAUAUAUUUCAAAACUUUUUGAUAAUGUGGUUUUACAUAUUUGUACGAAAUGAUGUCCAGAACGCAUUUAUAGAACUCAAAGAACAUCGAUGGGGAAGAAAAAAAGUUGUAGAUUCAGUCCGUGCUCCAUCUAUUAGAACUGAUAGUUUUCAAUCGGUGAGACCAAAGUCUAAUAGUGAAGUGGUAUCUCUACAAUCCUUUAGAUCACCUCAGUUACAACUUGUAAUGAUGAGACAUCAAUUAAAUGCUGAACGUCAAAUUGAUUAUUAUAAUCCACAUCAAAUAACUGUAGCAAAACGAUUUUUCAAAAAGCAGCGGAGAAAACAAAAUAAUUUACCUCGACGCCCGCCACUGACUUCGCCAGAACUAACAGACAAUGGUGCUUACUAUUGUCAAAAUGGUAAAACCAAUAAUCUACGGUUAGAAUUAAAACAAAAUGGUGUGUUCUCAGACAGUGCCAUUACUGAUCAUGAGUAUGUUGAAGUAGAUGGCCGUACACAAUAUCAACAUAAAUAUAUACAACCAAGAGAUUACUCUACUGAAGAAUUUGUAACCAGCCAAAUGAGUGGUGCUAGUUGUGAAGGUAUAUCAGACAGUGUCACCGAUUGUGGACGGAACAUAAGCGAAAAAGAAACUUGCAGCAGUCCACAUGUGAUAGUGUCUGACUGUUCUAGUGCGAAUCCAUUGAAUCACACAUAUGAAACAAUUACUCCAAAAAAAGAGAGAUGGACAGAUGCUAACAAAAGAAAAAAGGACUUAAGAAAAUCUCAUAAGGCAUCUGGCUAUACACUUGCCAGAACUAAUAAAUCGGAUAGCGACGAAAAUGAUGAGACUUGUGUUUAGAAAUAAAAUUCUGUGACUAAGUUAAUGAAACUGAUAGUUUAAUGUAUAUACAUCAUGUUUUAAUAAUUAGACUGGUAUUUUUUUAGAAUUGAAGUAUUACAAUGUUUAGUAUUAUUAUUAUUAUUAUAAGCAAGAUUAGUUAUAAAUAGUAAUGAUUUAUAUGAGUAUUUAUAAUCAACAAUUCUGUUUUCUCCCUAUUACUUCCUAUGUAGAGUUAUAUAACUAAUUAAGGUAAGUUUAUAUUCUCGUAUUUAAUUAAAAAUUAAUCUCAGUUGAAUUAAGAGUGAUUUGUACAGCAAUUUAGUAAUAAAAUAAUCCCAUUAACAAAUCCCCUCAAACUAAUUUAACUAUAUAAUUAAUGAUUUUGUAUCUUAUUUAUUUAUACAUUUUAGUGAAAACUUGAAUUAUAUACUGACAUAUUUUAUUUCAUACUUAAGUAUUUUUAGUUAAUAUAAUUAUAAAAUAUUUAAUAAGUCUUAUGUUUAUUUAAGUUGUAAUUAAUUUUAAUUUUGUACCUAGUAUUUACAGGUAAUCCAGCUGUACUACUGCCAUUUUUUAUUUGUUUGUUUUUUCUUAAGUUUAUAUAAUGAAUAACAUUAAUUAUUUGUAUAUUUCUACAGUAUUAAAUUAAUGAUACAUCAUAACUAUUAUUU